UGCUAGCCUCGCCUAGCCGGACGGGGGUCUGUGUUUCCGUGCAGGCCGCAGCUCGGAGCUGCUAGCUUUGGCCUGUGUUGUGAGUUGGGUGUAGUUUUGCCCGUGUGGCUGGCGCUUGUGCGUGUGUGCGUCCGUGCUUGCCGUGUUUCAUGUGUUCGUGCGUGCUGUAUGUGCUGCGCUCCGUGAGCUGGCGUGCCAGGCCUACUAUCUAGCCAUGGACGACGGUGCUGGCCCGUCGACGAUGAACGCGGCGGGCACGUCGCGCUGACCGAGCGAAGCGGUCGGCUUUCUGCACCUUUUCGUCGCCGUUAAUCGUCUGCUAAGGGGGAAACCGGGAGGCUGACGCCAUCAUGGGAAGCUGCUUCAGCCGAUCGGCGGGCUCCAAGUCGACGUCCAAGAAGGAGUCCGUGCAGGCACCCGUCGACCGAGGCGACGUCGCGUCGAUCAAUAUCGGCCCGGUGACCACCCACGAACCCGUGUCGGGCCGGCCCGUGCACCACAUCGAACUCGGGGGCGGCGGCGGCGGAGGCGGCGGCGGCAUCGGUCGCAAUGGUCCCACGGUGCCCAUCGCAGUUCAGCCCGAUGUCGAGACGUCGGCGGGGCCCGUCUCGGGUGCCAAGAUAUUCGUCGCGCUCUACGACUACGACGCGCGCACCGACGAGGACCUGAGCUUCAAGAAGGGCGAGCACCUCGAGAUCCUCAACGACACCCAGGGUGACUGGUGGUUCGCCCGCUCCAAGUCGACCAAGCAGGAAGGCUACAUUCCGUCCAACUAUGUGGCCAAGCUCAAGUCCAUCGAAGCCGAACCUUGGUACUUUGGCAAGAUCAAGCGUAUCGAGGCCGAGAAGAAGCUUCUGCUGCCUGAGAACGAGCACGGCGCCUUCCUGGUGCGAGACAGCGAGAGCCGCCGCAAUGACUUCUCUCUUUCGGUUCGGGACGGUGACACGGUGAAGCACUACCGAAUUCGGCAGUUGGAUGAAGGGGGCUUUUUCAUCGCCCGGCGGACAACAUUCCGCACUCUGUUGGAGCUCGUGGACCACUAUGCCAACGAGGCCGAUGGUCUCUGCGUCAACCUGCGCAAGCCCUGUGUUCAGGUGGAGAAGCCGAUGACCAGUGGCCUGUCGCAUUCGACGCGCGACCAAUGGGAGAUUGAACGGAGCUCUCUUAAGUUUGUCCGUAAGCUCGGUCAGGGACAGUUUGGUGAGGUCUGGGAAGGCCUGUGGAACAACACCACGCCUGUUGCCAUCAAGACGCUCAAGCCAGGGACUAUGGACCCGAAGGACUUCCUGGCAGAGGCACAGAUCAUGAAGAAGCUGCGCCACCAGAAGUUGGUGCAGCUGUACGCGGUGUGCACCCUGGAGGAGCCCAUCUACAUCAUCACCGAGCUGAUGAAGCACGGCUCGCUGCUCGAGUUCCUGCAGGGCAAGGGCCGCUCGCUGCAGCUGCCCCAGCUCAUCGACAUGGCCGCGCAGAUCGCGGCCGGCAUGGCUUACCUCGAGGCGCAGAACUACAUCCACCGCGACCUAGCCGCGCGCAACAUCCUCGUCGGGGAUGCCAACGUGGUCAAGAUAGCGGACUUCGGUCUCGCGCGGCUCAUCAAAGAGGAUGAGUACGAGGCACGUGUAGGGGCCCGCUUCCCCAUCAAGUGGACGGCCCCCGAGGCGGCCAACUACUCCAAGUUCUCAAUCAAAUCGGAUGUGUGGUCUUUCGGUAUUCUGCUCACCGAGCUGGUCACCUAUGGACGCAUUCCUUACCCUGGCAUGACCAAUGCCGAGGUUCUUCACCAGGUUGAGCACGGUUACCGGAUGCCCUGCCCUCCGGGCUGUCCUCCAGCACUCUACGAGAUCAUGCUGGAGACGUGGCACAAGGACCCGAUGAAGCGGCCUACUUUUGAGACACUGCAGUGGAAGCUGGAGGACUUCUUUACCAUGGAGGGUUCGGAGUACAAGGAGGCCGCCAUGGCUUACUGACGUUCCGGCGGCGGGCAAUGCUGCCAGCCGCAGGCGGUAUCCACGCCGCCCAUCUACUGAGAGACAUGCUGUAGGCAAAGAGAGAGAAAGGUGCGACAUGCGCGACGCCCAUCGCUGGCCUUGCUGCAACCGUCAUUCCGUUUUCACGAUGCAUCUGGUCAGACUCUUCCACUGUCACCAUACGGUGCUGACAGUGACCCCUGCUGGCUACAUUUGCAGACACGUUCCACCGCUGUAGAUGGCCAUUCGUGGUAAAAUCGUCAUGCCUUGUUCCAACUGCUCCAAGCCACAGGGGCUCCUUAAACAGAAUGGUGUUCUUCAAGUUCCUGCAGUGCCAGCGAGACAGUGGACAAUCGGAUCUGCUUCCAGAUGCAUGCCUGAAGUUUAACUGGAGUAACAGAUGCACCAGUGGGGUUUCUCUGCACUGGAGCCGCUUAUUGCACCCCGAGUUUUGUGGCAAUGGCAAGGCAGUUGGGAGUGACCAUCUUCCUAUGGUUUCUCCAGAUGUCCACAUGUCUGCCAACUGCCUACCCUUUUGUUUGCUUUCGACCAGCCAAGCUUCAUGUCAUCUCCAUGGCCUUGCGUCUGUGCUCAAGGGCAUAUUCUUUACUGCGCUUAUUGCACAAUCACUGCUCUUGUGCCUCUCUAGACUUAGCAAGGAAUUCCCCCUCUUUUUCUUUCUUGGUAUUAUGGCCUUUCAAAGCAUAGUUGUUUUCAACAUGCAACCUUCACAGUCAGUGGUGGCUCUUGCUGCUGAAACCUGGAUGCAGCUGAGCACACAUUGCUAGGAAUUGACAACUUGUUUGUCAGCUCACUACAUCUUCUACAGCAUCAUGGCGUUGCUUAUGACAGUGGGGGGAGCGACAAUCUUCCCGAGCUAUUUGCGUUACUUAUUUUUAUAGACCUUUAAUUGGCUUAGGGAUAACAUACGAUUAUGAUAUGGGCACAGCGUGUUGUGUUGCCCCUUUAGAUUUUAUACAGUCAGAUAAGAAAAGCAAGUGCAAAUAUCUUAUUCUCAAGCAAGAGACUGAACACUUUACACUGGUUCAUCUCAGUCAGGCGUCCUUCUAGACAGUGCUUAAGACCUCUGUGUCAUACUUGGGAAACCAGCCUGUCCCUUUAUGCAUGAUAGACUUUUUGUUCAGUAGUUGUAAGGGGGGACUGGUAUUUUAGCUUUGGCAAGGAAAGUGGGAGUGCAGAUUCAAGCCUUCCCAGUGUCUCCGGUCACGGUCACAGGUUUAUCACCACUCAGUCGGUCAGAUUUCGUUGCAAGCUUAACUUUCCAUGUACCCAGACACAAGCCCGUUCCGAUUUCCAUUGGUGUAGUUUUCUGGCAUAGCAGUGUUCAGAGUAAGUGAACUUUGCUGCACAAAUUUAUAAGCAAGCCAGCUGGCCUUGUGCUCUGAACAACUGCAACCUGCACCAGCCUUGCAUGGUACAGUGAAAGUUGUAUCUAAUGAACACAGAAAUAAUGAAUUAUCAGAUAUAACAAAGGUAAUGUAAAGAACUGCCAAUUUUUUCCACGCCAAUAGUGUAUGCAUAAUGAAUAUCAGAUAUAUUGUGUUGUAUGCGGUUUUGUUAUAAAGAGGUUCAACGGUAAGGUCUUUGAAAAUGUGCAGUGUAGUCACGAGGCACCUGAGCAGUGGUUGAAAUGUUGCAAGUAAUGCGACUGUGCGGCCUAGCUUUUCUCUUCCUCGGCUUCUGUCUCUCUAGAUGCGUCAGUGCAUGGUACGGCCUUCUUCAGUGCUGCCACCAACUCCCCUACUCUAGUCGUCCCCCAGGAAGAGGACGAAAACGAGAGAUAUCUCUCUCAUCCGCCAGCGUCAAAACAGCGGUGAUGUUCCAUGUGUGUUCUGGAGAAUCAGGCUUGGACCCCCCUGACAGCCACGGCUGUGACCUCCAGUUCUGCUGCCGUUGCCAUUCGCUGCCAUACAUUCUUCGGUGAGCCGCGACAAACUGACGUGUGCACGGCCGGCCACUUUCGUCACCUGCGUGCUGAAGUGCACAAACUUGUGCGUGUGUUGUGCGAUCUGAACCAAUGUGAACAUGAGUUGCAAUUGUGUGUGUGUGCAUGCUAGUUGCGUUUAUCGCAUUACUUUUGUGUGCUAGUGCUUUUUAAGUGAUGCCUUAUCUCUUGCAACAGGUCUGCUUGUGUAUUUUGUAUUUUUAUUCUUUUUACAAUAGCAGGCUUUGUGAGGGCCGUCUUUGUUUGAAGAGAUGUGACAGUGGAGCUUAUUUGUUUUGUUGUUCGUUCCUGGACAAAAAUGACUUACAAACUAGGAGUCCCACGGACCAUAGAAGCACAUACCGCUUUUGGCUUAGUCGUGCAUUUUAAAAAAUUUUCUUUACAUUGUGUUGUGGUGUAUCUUUUUUUGUGGGAGAAGAUACUUUGUGAAGACGGUAGCCUACCGUCUAAGCUUACGGCGCCAUCACUUUGCCGUAGGCUCUAUCUAUGUGUGUAGCUGUUUGACUAUUUUUGUAUUCUCUAGGGCUGGUCAUAACGGCAUCGCUGCGUUUCAAUGUGAAGCGCAGUGUGUAAACCGCGCGUUGUGGUCGUACAUAUGCACGACUCGCUUGGUGUCCUAGUUCUGCGGGCGUCUGCACUUGAAGGAAAUUGGACUUCUGCUCGCCCAUGACUUGCCGGACUGCUUAGCAGUGGUGCUGUUGCGUUGAUUCCUUUUUUUUUUGUAACCUUUCUUUUAAGAUACUUAGUGCCUGUCACAGCAGAGGCUCACUACUUGAAACUCAUGGAACGGAAGUGUGUGUUGUGCCCCUUUACAUUCACUCCGAAGGAAGCAGCCAGUGGAACUGCAGGCACCUGACAAGUGCGAUCAUUCAAAGGUAGCGAGUGGUACGUUUGCAUGUGGAACUGGGUUUGUGAAUUUGACAAAACGUACUGCGUUGUUGAGGAAUUCACUUUGCCAUGUCCUCAUGAUCUUGCGCAAUGUGUAUUUGUAAUAUUUGAAGGGACUCUAAAGGAAAAAAGUUAUUGCGUCUGUGUUAGUAAAUUACCAAUACCAAAAAAAAGGCACUCUUGCCGUCUGCAGAGGCUUGGUGAGCCAGAAAAACUGCAUUGCAUAGGUGGUGCCACCACCUUGAAGUUCCCGCACUAGCUCAUUGUGACGUCGUAGAUUUUGAUGAUGGCGUCUGCUCAGGCCUAGUUAAUUGUUUAUCUGCAAAAAUAGAUGUUCUAAAGUAGAUAAAGAUUGCAUGGCGAGUUUCGCGAACUUUUACUGAGCCAACGAGGCCGAAAUAGGAAAAAGUAAUUUCAAAUCCAUGGCCUCACACUGGCACACCAGCGCUAGUGUCUUGGCACGGAAUUCAAGAAAUUGAACUGUUACCUUCCUUUUCUCUUUUAAUAAUCGGCCCAUUAUUGCGAAAUUAACGGAAAUAGAGUUCUUGAAGAAUAUGUUGUCACUCAAAAGUGAUUGAUUUAUUGUUUCUCUUUAGUGACCCUAUAACAAUGACUGCCACUGAGGUAACAUCAGGACACUUUUGUCCGGGAGCAGCUAUGUUAAGGCUGUUCUGCAUGAUCAGGUAUGCUGAUUGAGAUCAUGGUGUUGCUUGCACUUCCAUCGUCUAUUUCCUUUCCAACACAGCCUUCGAUCUCUCAUCAGUGAAAUCAUUCUUAAUUGGUGAACACCAUUUGCAGCUCUCUUUUCAUGGACUGUAUUGUGGUCCUCUCAUUUUACAACUUUCUCACGCCAUGCACCCUGCAUUUCUCAAGACGUCCUCUCACUGAUGCCUGUGUUUGGUGCUCCUCCUAUAUUUUUUUAAACUGUGGAAACCAUCCCGUUCUCCAAAGGUGCGUUCUAAUCGUCGAAGUUGAAGUUCUGCUAAUCAUAGGCAGAGCUGACCAUUCGCAGGGGAAGUGUCCGUAUCUCGUACCAGGUUGCUGGUACUACUACUUUUCUUUUGUCUUUUUGUAGCAUGUUUUUCUCUUAGCAAUUUCAUGGCUCACUGUUCUUUCAAGCAACCAUCAUUUGUUAAUGGUUGCAACAUAAAAACCAUCCUUCGGUUCUCAUCUUUUGAAAGUGUGUCGUGCGAUGUCACGUGUCCGUGGCCGAGAGGUUUCACUUUUACUCCUUGACACUGCCACGGCUUUCUUUCUUUUGAAGCAGCCUGUGAGUCGAGUCAUCUUCAUAAAUGUAGACAGUCUGCUGGAAAACAUGCAUAUCUUCAAGGCAAGCUCUGGCCAUAUCGCUUAAGAAGGGACUGGACAAUGCUUUAGCUUUUUGUACGCAGCAGUCGUCGUAGCCGACUUGCAGCAGCACUGUUGUCUGCUGGCACUUCGAAAUGUGCUGUCCGCAGUGCCAGUCUCUUGUCAGCUGCAUUUGCGUGUAGAAUAUUAGUAUCGUUUUUAUGCAUAUUGCCCAGAAGCCACUUGGACGUCGAACCACAUGUUAGGACAGUGCACUGUGCUGAACUAUUGCACUGUGACUCAGGCCUGUUUGCUUUGAUUCAGUGGACAGCAGUUGCUGCCUAUCUCUUGUUAGCAGGCAGGGAAAUGAGCAUGCUGCGGACUGGUUCAUACAAAUGUGCACAAAACGGGAUGUUUUGCUUUUAUGAGGAAUUUUAUUAACUACAGCCUUCUGUCUUGAGCUGCCAAAUGUGAAAGCCUCCACAAUUGUAUCGCCCACCUGGCAUUGUUGCGAUCCUCAAGCUGCAAAAAUAGCUUUACAAACGUGUUGGGCAUUGCGCAAGUUGCUUUGACCAAGUGUCACCAUUUUGCCAAUGGGGAAAUUUAGUUCCUCGGUUAGCAAUUAAGGGUUAAAUUUAGGAGCCCAGCUAUUAAGAGCGCGUUCCGGCCUAGCAACAUGAACAAAAUAAUAGCCCAAGGCUUUCACUGUAGCAUUUCUUGUUGGCCUAAAUGAAUGAUAACUAUAGGAGCGUUAGAUGGACGAAAGACUGAGAACAAGAAGGCGGAAGCAUUAGUGCUUAGCGUAUAACGUGGGAAAGAGCCCAAAGAACUAGUAAUAAAGCUUAGAAGGAUAGAUUGUUGGGCGAGUUGCUAAUGCAUGAUAAAUAAAGGAGCGCUAGAUAGGUGAAAGACAAAGACCAAGACAACAAAGCACUCAUGUUGACUGCCUUCUUGUUCUUGUCUUUUGUCUGUCUAGUGCUCCUUCAUUUAUCAUGCAUUACUAACUCUCCCAGUAGUCUAUCCCUACCUAAAUGACAAUGGAGCUUUGAAUUUCCAGUUGCGUGGUUUUACUGAGCAUGUGCUAUAAAAACUGAACUUAAUUUCUGCAACUUCGCACAUUGAUCUGUUUAGGAUCUUGUGGAAGCUUGGAUGAGGUAAUGUCAAACCUGCCUACACAAGGUUAAUGAAAUUAAAGAUGGCUAGAACAGUUUUAUCUUGAGGGCAGCCAUUCUCUUGAAUGGCUUGAAGGAGAUGUACAUGAGUAAUCACAAACACAAGCACAACUACCAACUCACUGUUCAAAAGAAUGUCUAGGCAAGUUAGUAUUACUUGCUGUAAUGUCCUUUUGAGGGUACCCAUAUUUUGUGUAGGUAUCAAUAAGAAAGGAUGACUGGAUUUUAAAGCUCAGGUUGAAAAAUAUUGUCCCUGUGCAUAAAACCAGGUCACUUCUGCCAUCUUCUCGCCUGCCAGACAAGUCUUCUUGAAAUAAUAAGGCGGCAGAUGCUGUUCUCAUUUUCACACCUGAAGAAAUGUUUGUUGCCGACGGCCUCUGUGCAAAAAUCUGUGCUGCAUUGAUGCGUGUUCCUUACAAUUUGUCAAGCAGAUCAAACUCUAGAGCACCAUUAAUAGGCCUGCAAGUUUAAUUAUUUCUGGCUGUGCUUGCUGUUCCUCUUGUGAAGAAUGUUUAGAGUGUUUAUCAAACUGGACGUGUCUAUUGUUCUUGUUUGCUUUACAGUAAGAGUUUGUGCGUGUGACCUACAUAGCAAGAAAGAAAGUGAAAGACCAGCCUUGCUUAAAUAAGUAAACAAAGGCUGCAUUGAGAAUUGCAGAGCUGACAGUUGACAGAAGGGGGGAGGGGUGGGGGGUGGAAGGGUUUAACUUUUGUAAUAAAAUUUUGUUUCAGUCUGCAA
Molecule: messenger RNA, 8021 nt
Organism: Dermacentor silvarum
Lineage: Eukaryota; Metazoa; Arthropoda; Arachnida; Ixodida; Ixodidae
Gene: Src42A
Product: tyrosine-protein kinase Src42A-like
Biological process (GO): protein phosphorylation; cell differentiation; innate immune response
Cellular component (GO): extrinsic component of cytoplasmic side of plasma membrane
Molecular function (GO): non-membrane spanning protein tyrosine kinase activity; ATP binding; signaling receptor binding
Source: RefSeq, a predicted model, not a curated record